Molecule: messenger RNA, 2124 nt
Organism: Triticum aestivum (bread wheat)
Lineage: Eukaryota; Viridiplantae; Streptophyta; Magnoliopsida; Poales; Poaceae
Product: pentatricopeptide repeat-containing protein At4g18975, chloroplastic
Exons: 10
Coding region: 641-1705 (354 amino acids)
Molecular function (GO): protein binding
Source: RefSeq, a predicted model, not a curated record
UAGCCAACCUCCUCUUCUCCUCCCCCCUCCAUAUCCCUCUCUGAUUAGCUAAUUUACAAUGUUUACAUCAGAUGUUAGUACCAAAGUUCAGCCAUUAAAAUAUUUUUUGCCGAGUUGUCUGAUUUCAUAAUCAAGAGAAUGUAGACAAGUGUUCAGUAUGGGUUUUAAGUUUCCUACCAUGUCUCCUAAAGUUUAUUGUUUCGAAUUUGAGAGUAAGUGUUGUUUGUUAAUUCCAAAGUUUGUCAUCCAAACAUGUUUGGUAUUGAAAUCUCAGGCAUUUCAAAGGCCAAUUCACUGAACAACCAAACAGGUGAAUUCGUAUUCGUGCCAUUUCAGUUUCCUCAAUGAUUUGGAAUUUAGACCAAUUCAAUACGGAGCUCUCCAAUGGAGACAUCCAAACGAAGCGUUAGGUUAUUGUCUAUUCGUCUGUGGUAGCAUAAAUAAAUCACUGAAUGUCUUGUUGUUUACAGUUUAUGCAAAGCCAUUGUUGUUUACAGUUAUGUAAAUCCAUUGUUGUUUACAGAUGAUAGUUAUUAAUGACAACAUUCAGAAUUGAAAUGUGUUCUUCUUUAGCUUGGCCGCCCAGCAAUUUGUUUAUAGCUCCGCCACUGAUUAAGGGGCUUUCAUUCCUCUCGCAGCCAUGCUUGGCCAUCUCCGGCGAUCCUCUGGCAUUCUGCGCCGCCUACCGAUCGCCAGCUUCGCUCCCUCCGACCCUGCCGCUGCAUACUCGGGAUGGAGUUCACACGCCGAGUCACUCUCGUUUGUUUCAUGUUGGUGUGGCAAGCAUGCUACCAGGAAUUUCUCUACAGAUGAUAAAGUUACCAAUGGUCGUCGAGGGUAUCGGCAAAAGGAGUUGAAGAAGCCAAGUACGGCCGUGAAGGAUAAUGAUGCAAUCAUUGAUCGCAUACAAAAGAGCACAAGGGGGUUGAAAAAAGGGCCGGUUGGGCACACCCUUUCAUCAGCAGAGAAAAGGAAAUUCCUUAUCAACACUAAGUGCAAUUUCACUUGUUAUAUACCAAAUAUGAACUAUAAAAAGUUUUCUUGCGCCUUCAAGCUUCUUGAUCUUGAAGACUCAAAAGAAGCUGUUUACAGCACCCUUGAUGCAUGGAUCGCCUUUGAGCAGGACUUUCCACUCGCCUCAUUAAAGCAAGCAAUUGUAGCUCUUGAAAAGGAGGAACAAUGGCAUAGAGUUGUCCAAGUAAUAAAAUGGAUGUUGAGCAAAGGGCAAGGAAAUACCAUCAGAACAUACGAGCAAUUAGUGCGUGCACUUGAGAAGGACAACAGAGCAGAGGAAGCACAUAAAAUCUGGGAGAAGAAAAUAGCCCAUGACCUGCAUUCAGUUCCUUGGCGUUUCUGCGGUCUUAUGUUGGCAAUUUACUACAGAAACAAUAUGCUAGAUAGGCUUAUCAAGCUCUUCGGUGCCCUUGAAGCAUGUGGUCGCAAGUGUCCUAGUAAAGAAUAUAUACGGAAAGUUGAAGUUGCAUAUGAAAUGCUUGGUCUAUUAGAAGAGAAGAAGGAUUUGCUUGAAAAGUACAAGGAUUUGUACAAUAAGCCAUCAAAUAGUGAUAGAAAGAAAGAUCGACGGUUCAAGAAGGCUGAGAAGAAAGCUGCUGAUGAUGGCAGCAAACAAUUGGAGAUGGAAACAUCUGAAAACUUACCAGUUAACUCAUGCCCUUCAGAUAAGGAACUGGUUGCCAGCAGUUAGUCAAGAUAAGAAAUACAACACCGAUGGUGAGAUCAGUAUCAGCCAAGAACGUGAUGCAGCUAGUAAUCUCUACCAGUAACACUUACUGGGCCAACCAAUAGUCCAUUACUAAUAGGAAAGAAGCAUGAACAUUGAAACCCCCUUAUUCUUCCAUAAAUCAUUGAAGUGCGGUGACUUCCAUGUUGCCUUGGACAAAUAUUUCCGAGUGUUAUCGUUCGCCAAAAAAGUUGUAAUGUCUGAAUAUUGGAAUAAGUGGGCGCAUAACUGUAGUCAACGAAGGGAUUACAUGAGGAAACCAGUACUUUAUCUCAUGUACUCAGUGUGAGAAUUGUUGUGCUGACAUUUCUGUUUUCAUACUAGAAAGCCAAAUUCCUGUUAUCCAUCGCAAUCUAAUAUCUCUGCCUUUGUGGAAUGUCAAA